UGUGCUUUAAUUUAAAUCAGCCAUUCAUUGGUCCUUAGCCCUGACUAAGCCCACGCGAUUUUAUGCAACGCGAUAAGACGCGACUUCUUAAAGUGGCCGAUUCUUGGUAGAUGUAGACUCUUUGGAUUCAUUCAAAACUCAAGUACACACACAAUUGACUACUUACGACUCAUUGAACAAUUUAACAAUAAUCAUACGAUAGUUCUGAAUAUGGUGGUAAAAACUAGAGGGAGACCAGCUACCAAAGCUGCUGUAGUGGAGGCAGAGCCCUCAAAAGCCGCUGACCAAAAAGUCAAAUUACAGCCAGAUGAUUCCAAUCCCCCGAGGGUUUUUAUAUUACCAAAGGAUAUCAGCACGGAAGCUCGAAUUGUCACACUCGAAAAUCCUAGAUAUGCAAAGGAUAGUCGAUAUCUUGUAUGCCCCAAUAGAGGUUUCAAUGAAUUUACUCGAAUAGCUGCGCCGAAAAUAACACCUCGAAGUUGGUUACUUGUACCAGAAAAUGAGCCAGCCGUUCCCUCGACCGAACGAGUACUUAAGGAUGAAGCGAAUGACAAAGAAGAGUCUUCGGCGAAAGGUUAUGUCACGAAAGGAGCAGAUCUUUUCAUUUCGACCCCAAUUGACGCCUUAUUCAUUAUCCUCCCUGCUCUUGUACCCCUAUCUACAACCAAAGUUUCGGACCCUCCAAAGAAAUUAUUCCUGGCUGGCGAAGAAUAUAUCGAUAAGUUAAUAUCUGUAUCACCGCAUCUUCGAUCUUUCCUGAGAACCGGUCCCUUACGAACACGUCUAGAAAAGAGAAUGGCUGCAGUGUGCGACACGGUGGAUGCUGGCGACGAAACAAUGUUUAGAAUAAAUGAGGAAAAGCUAUUCAAUGAACUUUUACAAAAAGCAAAGAGGAUGGCCGGGCAUGGGUUGCCUGCUACUAUGGAGGAAAAACUUGUCAGAAAGGCGCUGGACGCACCAGUUUUGAGUAUCAAGCGGGGAGAGGAAUUAACCCAUGGAGGAUUAAAAGAGGAAGCGAACACAUCGGCAGAAUCAGGUACUUCUACACCACGAACAGACUCACAGGAUACACAAGCUACAGACUUAUCUGUAGAUACUGUGGCAAGUUCAUUUUCAGAAGCUUCAACUGCAGCAACAUUAAUAUCGAGCCAUUCGGCUGUUGCACUUGAAGAUGAGAAAAUAAGCGUACCAUCGAUCGAUGCACCUGACGGUGUCGCAGACCUGCUGCGCAUUCGUACAGCAUUUUUCUUCAUCUGCUCGAAUUACAUAGCCCCUCACCUCAGUGAAAUACUGAAGAAGUCUUUGAAAUCUUCAACCUCACCUGUUGACUUCACUCCCUUGGACAGCCACCUCGCAUAUUUAACGAAAUUACGACAAGACGCUAUGGCGGCCAGGUCAAUGGGUGAUUAUUCGAGAAAGCGAGCGUUGGUCGGAGAUGAUGAAGAGAUAGAGACACGCGCAGAAAAGAAGCGCAAACAAGACGAGGAGGAUAGGAGGAGGAAGGCUGGUGAGAGUCGAGGUGUCAAGAACUUAAAGAAAGUCAACACUAGUGGCAUGAAGAAGAUGAAUGAUUUUUUCAAAAAGAAAUGAUUGUACUUAUUCUUAAGGAAAGUUGGCGUUGGAGCGGGAUUUGGGUAGGGUGUUGGGUAAGAUCGAUCCGGAUUGGCACAUCCCUAGAUACCAUCAUGUAGAACAUUGCAGCGAAUGAUUUGAAUGAUUUAUCGUACGCCUCGUGCUCUCCCUCGUGG
Sclerotinia trifoliorum is the source of this 1748-nucleotide messenger RNA. The record is from the annotation of a GenBank genome assembly. NCBI's taxonomy places the organism in Eukaryota, Fungi, Ascomycota, Leotiomycetes, Helotiales, Sclerotiniaceae.